Molecule: messenger RNA, 1594 nt
Organism: Lactuca saligna
Lineage: Eukaryota; Viridiplantae; Streptophyta; Magnoliopsida; Asterales; Asteraceae
Source: the annotation of a GenBank genome assembly
AUGGAUACCCUCCUGCUAGUUUCUUCCAUAGUUUUACCGAUCAUCACCAUCUUCUUUCUGCACCAUUUUCUGAGCCAAAAAUCAACCAUCCCUGGAAACUAUGGAUGGCCUCUCAUAGGAGAAAGCAUAGAUUACUUCAAGAAGCUCCGCAGUGGCACCAACGAGAAGUUUGUCAUGCAGCGAAGAAAACUAUUCGGCGACGUUUUCAAGACGUCAAUCCUCGGCGAGAAAAUGGCGUUCUUGUGUGGCCCAGAAGGCAACAAGUUCCUGUUCUCAAACGAAAACAAGCUCGUUGAAGUAUGGUGGCCGAGCUCCGUCGAGAGUAUCAUCAAGAAAUCAAAUAACAAGUCUGUCACGGCGGAAUCCGCCAAAGUCCGGCAACUGUUGCCGCCGUUCUUGAGAGCUCAUGCGGUUAAAAACUACAUCUCCGAUAUGGAUUCUGAACUGAGACAGCAUUUGGCGGAUUACUGGACUGGACGUGAUGAGGUUGAGGUUUGCCCAUUUGUUGCCAAGUACACAUUUGCAUUGGCUGUGAAGUUGCUGUUAGGUGUCCAUGACGCGACGGAGUUGGAGAAGCUUGCGACGCCGUUUGUGGAGGCAGCCGGUGGAAUUAUAGCGGUUCCGAUUAACAUCCCAGGAACAAGGUUUAACCGUGGAGUUAAAGCGUCGAACAGGAUCCGAGAAGUGAUUAUGGGCAUAAUUGCGCAAAGAAGGAAAGACCUUGCUGAUGGGACUGCUACUCCGAUGCAAGAUUUGCUUUCGCAUAUGAUUGUUGAAGUUGACAAACGGAACCAAGACUCCGGCAAUGCUCCAACCACUGACGGUGACAUGUCCAGUGACUUAUUAGGGUUGCUCAUCGGUGGCUAUGACACUAUCAAUACCACCGUCGUUUUCAUCAUGAUGACUCUAGUCGAUCACCCCGACGUGUACCAAGGAGUUCUAAAAGAACAAAUGGACAUUGCAAGGGAAAAAUCACCUGGUCAACUGUUGGAUUGGGAUGAUCUACGUAAGAUGAAAUACUCAUGGAAUGUCGCAUGUGAAGUGCUACGAAUGUGUCCACCAACUGUUGGUGCUUUUAGAGUUGCGAAAACGGAUUUCACCUAUGCUGGUUUCAAAAUCCCCAAAGGAUGGAAAUUACAUUACCUCCCACAUUACACUCAGAAAAACCAUGAGUUUUUCCCUAAUCCUGAAAAGUUUGAUCCCUCGAGAUUUGAAGGAGCGGGACCUGCACCUUACACGUUUGUGCCAUUUGGAGGAGGUGCAAGGAUGUGUCCUGGAAAUGAGUAUGCGAGGGCAGAAAUAUUGGUAUUUAUGUACAAUAUAAUAACGAGAUACAACUGGGUGAGGCUAAUUCCUGAUGAAAAGGUGGUAAUAGAUCCACUUCCAAGGCCAGUUCAUGGACUUCCGAUCAAGCUCAUUCCUCAUGAAACCAUAUCUUAAGUUUUUAUGCCAUCUUUUCACUAUAAGAGUACUCUCUUUGGGGUUUAAUGGUAUUUGAUAAUUGUACUUUUAUUUUUGUUGGUGUUACGAAAGAAAAUGAAUGAUAAGAGGAAAUAAAUAUGGUUUGAUGUAUUUUAAGUCUAGUAUGAUGCAU